GGAUGCUACGGGUUUUGCUGCUUACUCUCUCUGUAGUUGCUAUUGCUCAUGCUGAGCUCUGCAAGCCAGGUAAGUCUUGGAGCUGAUUUCCAUCCUCCCCCAGAUGCACAGAAUGCUUUCAAAGUACGUCUUAGUAUCAAAACAGCUUUGGGAGAUAAUGCAUAUGCCUGGGAUGCUAAUGAAGAGUACCUCUUCAAAGCAAUGGUGGCUUUUGCAAUGAGAAGAUAUUCCAGCAAGAGCACAACUCAAAUUUCCAAUGUGCUUCUGUGCAAUGUGACGGAUCGGGUGUCAUUUUGGUUUGUGGUCACAGAUUCUUCAAAAAAUUUGACAACUGUUCCUGGAAGUGAGGUAGAGGCAGCCAUCAGGAUGAACCGGAACAGAAUCAACAGUGCCUUCCUACUGAGUGACAAAACACUGCAGUUCCUGAAGAUAACCUCAACCUUAUCACCUCCGGUUGAACCCUCCACGCCUGUCUGGCUUAUUGUAUUUGGUGUUGUUCUUUGUCUCAUUGUGGCUGGAAUUGUUUUCCUCGUUGUUGCAGGGAUUCAGCAACGCAAGAAAAGGAACAAAGAGUCAACAGAGAGAGAAAAUUUAGAAGAGAAAGGUGACGUAACAGUUACAGUAGAAAAUGGGAUUCCUUGCGAAGCACUGGAUUUAAAAGCAGGCCACAUUAAUGGAGUCUUUGCAGCAGAUGAUGAACGGUUCACGUCCUUAUGAAAUGCUGCCAUUCGUAUCUGGUGGUUUUUUUGAAAGACUCCUGUGCCUACCUUAUCUCGUCACUACUCCUGAAUGUCAAACAUGAAGACAAGAAAAAUGUCCUUUCACUUAAUUUCCCUCGAGGGAGCCUUCUGCUGAUAACACAUACACUCAAACCUCCAUUACAAAGCUUUUUUUCAUGAGCAAAGAAAAUGAGAAGACCUCAAAUGAGAUCCAUUAAAGAUUUCCAGAAGAUGUGUGGCAGAACAGUGUUGAAACCUGCCUUGUGUCAGAAAUUUAAUUUUUAAUGAUUAUUUAAAUAUGUCCAUUGCUUGUUUUUCCCUGAUAUAAAUAUGAAACUGCAUUAUUUCCGAAUGUCACUGGGGAGAUCACCUAUCAUUAUCAAUUUUUGCUGGGCUUUCUUUCAAGCCGUAUGCAAAAGUUUCUCUGUAAAAUGACUUCUGUUUGCUGAUAUGCAGUAUGCCUUUGGAUGGAAUAGUGAUCAGUGCAUGAAAGUUCUCAUUUAUUGAGAUAAAAAAAAAAAAAGCAAGCUUUCACAGCCUCCAUAAGAGCAGGUUAAAAAGUGUCUGGAUCAUCUCUAGUGUUGGGGCUGGCAAAGAUCUGGUACUAAAAGUAUUUUUCACUUAACAGUCAAAGUCACAGAUUAUAUGACCUGCAGUUUAAAAGUUGCAAAAGUUUGAAAUUUGUUGAAAUUAAAAGUUGCAACAAAGGGCAGAUUUUUCCACAGGUGCAGCCUGUGGUUAGUGGCCCAGCUCUCAUGAAAUCUAUAAGGGCAUUUCGCAGCUCCUUGAAAAAUCUUCCUUACAUUUUUUAAAUAAUAAACCUAGAGUAGGUUUCCAAGACAUAGCCAACACGUGAAAGCUGUAUAGCUUUUGAAGACAUUCAGUGCUUGAAACACCAGCUGCUGGGCUUGGUGCACCCAACCGAGAUGAGGACGUGUGGGUGGUGGCAAGUCAGCAGAGACCAUUCACACCUGUGUUUCCUAUUUGUGUGGCUGGGAGUUGAGGGCAUCAGAUGAUGCCAGACCCUAAACUGCACUUCUGGAUUACUUUGAAGUCAGGCACACAUACAAACUAUGCUAUCUGUGCCCUAGUUUCAUUCCCAUUUGAAUCAGUGAUUAAAUUCUGACUGAUUUCAGAAGAACCGGGCCCCAGUAAAAGGGAAAUUUUAUGUGUGGGUAACUGUACACAGAGAAUGGAAGUACAAAAUAUGGUAUCUGCAGUCACCAAACAGCUGCCCAUGUCACCGGAGGCAGGAUUUUACCAUUAGCCAUCUUGUUUCCAGUGUCAUGUUUGGAGACAGUAUUAGAAAACCCAUUUAAUUAUUAGGGUUAUUCCAUCAAACUCCUCACCAACAGGAACAGGGUAAAACAGGGUAAAAGCUGCUUGUAAAGGACCGUCCAGUGUCCUGAAGGGUACGAAGGUAUCUUGUCUCCCAGGGUACAAGAACCUUCAGCAUUUUGGCUGUGUAGAGUACCUUUGGCUGUCCAUUUGACUUGGCACUGGCUCUUGGGUAUGAGGAAUGAGGGGGAGAAGAGGAAGCAGCGGCAUGAAGGGAGGAGGCUGAGCUGGGAAAGCUCGAGGCUAGAAGAGGUGGUGAGAGGAGGGAUAAAUGCAAAAUAAAACUGCAACCCACUGGUCAUUUGCCUCACGUGGUCUCAUCUGUCAUGGUUGUUUUUGAUGCCCUAGUGGUGGGUCCCUCUGGACAAGGACUGUGUCUUCUCUGUGUCCCAGAGGAUGUGUUGCUCCAUUCUGGAAAAGAAUUAAUAAAGUCAGUUAUUAGUGAUAAUAUCUCAGUGCUUCAAAAUUGCCAUCCACAAUGUGAAGAUGUAUUUCUCACAGGAAUUUCAAAGAUUAAGCUUACCAGUGUUUAAGAUCAUUUGGAGGGAAGAUAGAGUACAGUGUUAUUAUUGCUUCCUCAGUCAUUGCUCCAAGGUCUUCCACUCAGGCAGAGUUUUAUUGAGGUAAUUCACAUCCCAUCAUUUCUAAACUUUCACACUUUUCACAUUCUUUGUAUGACAGAUAGCUACACUGCAGUGUGACCACCACGAUGGAUUGUUGUAACUGCAGCACCUCUGCAAGAGCCCAUGAAAGAAUUUGGUGAGAAUAGCUUGAUGGUGCAAGAGCAACCUCGAGCUACCAAUUAAGAAUUACUGAUUGUAGUAUAUGAUAACUGAAAUAAAAUUCACUUGAUAUGAAAAAGGGCCAAGCAUAUCUGACCAUACUUCUCAAGACCUGGGCGAGGGUUCAAUUCAGUCCAUGGCACUGGCCAGCAAUUUGAAUAGAUUGAAAGCCUCUGAACAAAACAUUAUGUGACAUGGGCUGACUCUGGUGGUAAGUAUUUAAUCACUGACAUCCUCCCAGCUCACCUUUUAGCCACAUAAUUACUUUACAGCAGUUUGGCGUAAUUUUCUGCUAAUGAUGAUAGGGGAUUUGCCCAGAGCAUACAUCUUGCUUUCCUCUCUGCUGACAGGAAAUGGCUUGAGAGAAGCAAAUGAUACAUGAACAGGCAGGUAUCACACUUAGCAACGCUUUGAAGUCACUGUUGGUAUUAGCUCUUUCACUCAAAUAGGUAUCACAAACUAGGUUAAUCAAGGGCACACUGCUACAGAAGAAAUAAAUCUCUUUUCUAGUCUCUUUGUGCAGCAGGAUCGUAUUAGGAAACAAAGAGCACUUUGAUUUGGUAAAGCCUGUCCUCCAGAGCCUGCAAAUGGUACAACAACAAUUUAUAUUCCUUGAG
Athene cunicularia (burrowing owl) is the source of this 3456-nucleotide messenger RNA. It is a transcript of the gene CLTRN, whose product is annotated as collectrin, amino acid transport regulator. Bases 49 to 717 code for a protein of 222 amino acids. The record is from RefSeq and is a predicted model, not a curated record. NCBI's taxonomy places the organism in Eukaryota, Metazoa, Chordata, Aves, Strigiformes, Strigidae. The transcript has 6 exons.